UGAUUAUGUUGACCUGAUUUGUAAGAUACUUUGGAUAAAUGUAAAUGGUAAUCUCAGAAGGUGUGACACCUGUGAACGAGCAACAAGCAGAGAAGAUGUCAAGGUGUGUGACAGCAAGGGACCAGUGAGCUGGACAGCACUGGUGAGGAACCACCCACUUGUCACCGGCAAUAAAAGCAGACGGGCUGAGCUGGAGGCUGGCACACCACUGCAACAGGACAGAACCAGAGGAGGAGCGAUGGCCUUCAACGGGACCUGGAUUGAGUACAAAAAUGAAAACUUUGAUGAAUUUCUUGCAGCUUUGGGUGUUGACGCCGUGAGGAGGCAACUGGCUCGGAAUAUAUCAUUGCAUGUGACCAUAAAGCAGGAUGGUGAGCGUUUUACCGUAUUUGAAAAAAGCAAACUACGCUCAAAGGAGUUGACCUGGACUUCGGGCGAAGAGGUGGAGGGGGAGGAUCCUGACGGGACAAAGAUAAAGGGCACCUUCACUCUUGAAGCCCCGAAUAAGUAUGUUGGCCAAUUCCAGAGGAUGUCUGAUGGAAAGCAGAUCAAGAUCUCCCGGGAGGUAGACGGUGACGAGAUGCUGCAGUUAACCAGUAUAAACGAUGUGGAAGUGCGGAGAUAUUUCAAAAGGAAAGCAGAAUGAUGCAAGUGAGGUCGAGCAGCUUGCAGACAGCAUGGCAGACCCCUGGCAACCAGAGGAUGGCGAGCACAGACCGAAAGUCAAGAAGUUCAAUUUGAAUCAAAAUCUGUUCACUAAUUAAUAAAAAUGAGGUC
Molecule: messenger RNA, 777 nt
Organism: Polypterus senegalus (gray bichir)
Lineage: Eukaryota; Metazoa; Chordata; Cladistia; Polypteriformes; Polypteridae
Product: fatty acid-binding protein, intestinal-like
Exons: 5
Coding region: 239-646 (135 amino acids)
Biological process (GO): fatty acid transport
Cellular component (GO): nucleus; cytosol
Molecular function (GO): fatty acid binding
Source: RefSeq, a predicted model, not a curated record